Messenger RNA from Cyanidioschyzon merolae strain 10D, 1383 nucleotides. RefSeq lists its product as hypothetical. Bases 1 to 1383 code for a protein of 460 amino acids. The record is from RefSeq and is a predicted model, not a curated record. The transcript has a single exon. NCBI's taxonomy places the organism in Eukaryota, Rhodophyta, Bangiophyceae, Cyanidiales, Cyanidiaceae.
AUGCUCGUAAACGGGUACAGUCACGUGCAAGCUGGUGCAUCAUGCUUCCUUUCUAGCCUCAGUGUAGACUGUACCAGUUUCAACCCAACCUUUGUCUCGUUCAGGAGGCUCAGGCGAAGACUCGCUGGAGCUCGUGGACACAGACCAGAGCACCGGGUUGUGUUCCCACGAAGAGCGCCGUUCGCAGACAAACAGCGUCGCGGGGCACCAGGCUUGGCCCACAAGACUACUGCGUUUCAGGGGCUGGACGGGUCGCAAGGCGCUUCGGGUGCUCGUGGGCUGCUGGGUUCCUCUGUACUCUCUACGGAUGCGCAGCCUCCGUUGGACCUGGAGAACACAGUUGAAACACUCAGUGACUCGAUCCUCAAGGCUGUUAAUGCCGGUUGCACACGUCUGAGGUGUGUCGUUGCUCUGCCUGGCAUUAACGAGAAACUUGAAACAACGGUGCCGUACUCGGAAACGCUUCUUUUCGCUUUGACCUACGCAUUUGCCCAAAAAUUGACCGCCACGAAUUUUUAUUCAAUAGGUGAUGAGUUGAACGAAGUAAGACUGGUGUUUUCUUCAGCAGGUAAGGCGAACGCGGCCAAAAGUCUUUUCGAUGAACUGGGCGACGUCACGCCUUGCGGAGAGGCAUCGGCAAAGUUUUCUUGUUUUGGAGAGGAGUCUGCAAAUGCUACAUGGGACGCUAGUGAGCUUCUGUCCAAGAAAUCAGCGACGUGGAGAGGUUUCAUCAUCAUCGUUGAACCAAGAAAUCUUCGCGGUGACUCGGCGAUCCCGCGGCUUGAAAACCUGAUCCAGCAACAGAUGCAGGCGCUGGAUGUUGUCUCAUCACAUGGACCAGGACGCGACUUUCAAGUUAUCUGGAUUCUCUUGAAUCCAUACCUCGAGGAUCAGGCUGAUAAUGUCACGUUGUCGAUCCGCGAAAUUGACAGGAGACGGCAGUUUCUGUAUAGUUUCCAGAUCGGCUUCUUCAUGGAGCCAAUUGUGGAGAUUUUGCGGCCGGAUCUCAUCGCUGUAGAGCACGGUGUGCUCAUACGUUCAUUUGGUGAAAACUGGAAUGUUUUCGCAUGCUCGCCGACCAGGCUGCACCCAGCCAGCUGGCAACGAGCCAUGCAAGAAAGGUCCAAAAUUGUGUACACCAAAGUUGGGACCCUUGAUCAAACGCAGUACGAAAACAGACAACCAGGCGAUGAUGAAGUCAUGUGUAUCAUUCGAAAGUUGCGUAAUUUAAACCAAGCCGGGCAAUCCAGGGAAUCGGGUUCUGAAAGAGAGUUACUCGUAGGCGUGCUGCUUGCCGUUAUCUUCGUGACGAUACUGAUCAUUGGGGAAAACAAGGACGGAGCCAUGAGCUUACUGCAGUCGCUGGGGAGAGGAUCGUUCUAG